Molecule: messenger RNA, 2230 nt
Organism: Scomber scombrus (Atlantic mackerel)
Lineage: Eukaryota; Metazoa; Chordata; Actinopteri; Scombriformes; Scombridae
Gene: ldlrad4b
Product: low density lipoprotein receptor class A domain containing 4b
Exons: 5
Coding region: 224-1195 (323 amino acids)
Biological process (GO): negative regulation of transforming growth factor beta receptor signaling pathway
Cellular component (GO): Golgi membrane; early endosome membrane
Molecular function (GO): R-SMAD binding
Source: RefSeq, a predicted model, not a curated record
GGAGAGACCGUCGCCCCCGCUGCCGGAGUUCGACGGCGGCCCCCUUUCGGCCCCGCACAUGGACUGUUGAUGAAGAAAGAUGGCAGCGAGACCGGCUGGCGACGCCCCUUCCUCUCGGCCCCCCUCCCUCCCCCCAGCGGCCACGGCUCGGACCGGUUAAGGUUGGUCUAUCGGCAUCCAUCGCAGCAUCGGCAGCAGCUGGCAGAGCGCUGGAAGGAGCAGUAUGCAGGAAACUGACUUACCGGCCACAAAUGCCUUUAAAGAGUGCAAGUUCCACUGCACCAAUGGGAAUUGUUUGCGUCUGGGCUCGUUGAUCUGCAACCAGCUGAAUAACUGUGGGGACAACAGCGAUGAGGAGAACUGCCCUGUGGUCACCCAGCACCCUCCGCCGGGCAUCUUCAACUCUGAACUGGAGUUUGUUCAGAUCGUCAUCAUCAUCGUGGUGAUGACGGUUAUGGUGGUGGUGAUCAUCUGCCUGCUCAACCACUACAAGCUCUCCACCUGGUCCUUCAUCACAAGGCAGAGCCAGGCCCGCAGGCACGACCAUGCCCUGCAGCAGGAUGGCUGCCUGUGGCCUUCAGACAGUGGCUCUCGACAAGGUGCCUCGGAGGUAUUAUACGCUCCCCAGGCCAGGGAUCGCUUCACUGCUCCCUCCUUCAUGCAGCGCGACCGCUUCAGCCGCUUCCAGCCCACCUACCCCUACCUGCAGCACCAGAUCGACCUGCCGCCCACCAUCUCGCUGUCGGACGGCGAGGAGCCCCCGCCGUACCAGGGGCCCUGCACGCUGCAGCUUCGCGACCCCGAGCAGCAGAUGGAGCUCAACCGCGAGUCAGUGAGGGCGCCGCCCAACAGGACCAUCUACGACAGUGACUUGAUCGACAUGGGGGGAGGCGGUAGCCUGGGAGGGGUGGGGGGAGGAGGGGGAGGCAUGGGAGGAGGCGGUCCGAGACCGCCGAGCAGUAACUCGGGCAUCAGCGCGGCCAACUCCAGCAGCCACGGGCGCAUGGAGGGCCCCCCGCCGGCGUACAGCGAGGUGAUGGGCCACUACCCCGGCUCAGCAUUCUUUCUACACCAGCACAGCAAUAACCAGAGGGUGGGGGGGCCGGGGAGCAGGACGAUCCAGCAGCAGAGCCAAUCAGAAAGCACAAUAGUACCUGCCAAGGCCAAGGACGGCCAACCGGAGGACCUGGUGUGAAGAAAAAGGGCAGGUGGGGGCUGCCCACCCCCUCCCCCCAAAGACUGAGAACUGCCUCUCCUCUUCUUGUCUCUUCUCCUCCUGUCCACUGAUCACCUGUAAUCAGCGGUCUCUCUAUCGCUCUCUCUCUGUCUCUCAUGUCCUCUCUCCACACUCCCAUGCACAAAUAAAUAUCAACCUUAGCUACAACAAAACAAGGAAAGAGAGGAACCAAGCGUCGAUUUCAUUUCCGUUUCCUGUUUCUUUCCGAUGUUAGGAACUCAAACAGCUAGCACUGCUGGGGGCAGGAUGUAUGCACUGCGUGGAGGUUUUUUUUGUUUUUCAUUCAUUUGAGGAAAAAAAACAAAAACGUACUGCUAGCACAGAUUGAAACUUUUUUGUCCAACCUCCCCCUUCUUCCUCCACCUCGGGUGACGACUUUGUCUCCCACCGAACUGAGGAUGAUUAUUUUUUUCUUAUUCUUUUUUUUAAAUGUUUCUUUUUUUUUUAUUUGUUUCUUCUUCUUUUUCGGACCGGGAUCUGUGCACAAAGCGAGAACUGAGAAUCAAGGACUUUAAAAAACAGAGAACACGACAAAAAAAAACAAGAGACUCACAAAAACCCAAAUCUUAGUGCCAAGGUUCACGAGGAAGCAAAACAAAAGGGGGGAGAGGAGAGAAAAAAAAACAAAAAAAACACUUGUUCUAACAUUCAAAACACAAAAAAGAAAAAGUUAUCUAAAAGUUGCACUAUUUUUUUGUUGUAAAAGAGAAGAGGGAAAUGAUGCUAUGAGAUGAUGAAAAUGUUGACGAUGUUGUUUUUUUGUUUUGUUUUGUUUUGUUGUUUUUUUUUCUUUAUUUUUUCGGUGUCCUUUUUCAUGAAUGGACUUGACUGACUUAACUUUGGCUCCGAAGUUGUUUAAACAGUUGGGAGCGAAAAGAGAAAAAAAAGAGAAAAAAAAAAAGUAUUAUAAGCUUAUGUCCUUCCUUUUUUGAAAAACCGCAAGAAAUACUCGUACCCAGCCUACGACAUCUCUGUCUGCUUUUCACCACAGGC